UGAGUAUCCAAAGAUGUAAUGUUAGAGAGUUUUGAAUUGUGAUGUUUGAUACUUUAAGCAGUUGUUUGCAUCGGUGCGAAGUGGGUUUUGUGUGGUGGUGUGAAAGAAGCGGGCUGUGAAGAAGUGCAAAACUUUUGUAUUCAAACCACCGAAAUUCAAUUAGAGACCCAAAAUUGACAUUCCAGUCAAAAGCGAUAAUAUGAUGGAAGUCAACGGAGUUGGAAGCAAUAGCAGUGAUUACACUACUGAUGAUAGCUCAGAAAGCAUCAGUCCAGAUGAUGGAAGUUCAAGUCAAGACCAAACAACUGAAGAGAUACCCACCACAUCGGAUGAUGUGCAAAAUGAUUCAUACCAUCACAGUAGACGCGAAGAAUCAGUUUUAUUCAGUGAGAUUGAUAAAAUGCGUUUAGCAGACGUUGGCGUGAGUGACACUCCAAAUGGAACUGAUGGUGUUCCAGAUACUGAAGUGGACAGACAAUGUCACAAUCUCAAUGGGCAAGGCAGAAAUGCCUUCACACAUUUUACAUCUGAGUGGUCAUCCCUGUUGGAUAAAAUAGAGGACUCUGUUGAAAAAGUAUCAAAGAAUUAUGAAGGUUGGAGACCUGAAACUGUUGGUCAGAAAACUGGAAACAGUUAUUGGCAAUAUCAGACUGAUUACCUUAGUACUCCGGGAACCAGCAAAAGCUCUAUGCCUUUUAUGAGUGAAGAGCAGGCAGAUAAGUGGGCAAGUGCUCCAGAGUUCCAUCCAGCAUUCACAUCGAGGACGGGACGAGUUAAGACAUACGCUGAGGCAGUAGAUCCCUAUGCACCAAGGACACGAACAAAACUUGCUGCAGGUGUACAGUUCUGUCCAUAUUAUCAUGUAAACAGAGCUGAGUUGUAUCUUUGCCCUUAUCUGCAUGGUGAACUUUGCCAGAUCUGUCUUAAUACCAUACUAGAUUUUGAGGAUACUGAAGAGAAACGGGAGCACAUAAAGAGUUGUCUUGGAGAACAAGAAAAGAGGAUGAAAAUGUCCCUUGCCAUCCAGAAGUCCAAAGGGAUCACUUGCAACAUAUGCCUGGAACCUGUGAAAGAAAAGCCUGCAGGAGAAGCUCGUUUUGGUCUAUUACCAAACUGUAAUCACUGUUUUUGCAUCACGUGUAUACGAAAAUGGAGGCAGGAGACACGAUUUACAAGCCAAAUAACCAGAUCAUGUCCCAUAUGCCGAGUAGAGUCUCCAUUUGUAUGCCCUAGUUCUUUCUGGGUUGAAACUCCUGAGGAGAAAGCAGCAGUCAUAACUAACUACAAAAAAGCACUGAGGGUAAAACCAUGCCGACUGUACAAUUUUGGAAAAGGCAAAUGCCCAUUUGGGGAUAAAUGUUUCUACCUACAUACAUUGCCAGAUGGAACAAAACCAGACCAUCUCGAUUUUAGAAGACCAAAGCGUAUCAAUGCAGAAGGAUUGCCACAUUUUCAGGAUUAUGUUCUUUGGGACUUCAUUGCAAUGAGGGAUGACCCAGAAAAUUACCAGCCAUCAGUGCCCGCACAGUAUCCACAGAGCUUGGAUUCAUCGAGUACAGAAUCUGAUCUUUCAUACUGACAAGCAACGCCUUCUACUUUGUGCAGAUACCCCUGAUCUUGCUGUGCAAACAACUGUCCCGAAUUGGGUAUCUACGGAAGUGAUGCUGAUGUAUAGAAAGACCUGUGUCGUGAACAGAUCAAAGAAAUGCUAGAGUCAUAUAGAAAUACGGUAACAAACUGGAAAGUGGAGGGGAUGUUAUACCAUUUUCAUAGUUACAUGGCACUGCUGAUGGUUGCAUACAGUCCGUGAAAGCUGGGACAUUGAUGGGGCACGUGUUGACUGUGAUCUGUGUCAGUACAUGCACCUGUGCUGUGCUAAUACCUCAUAUAUUUUUCAUCCAAUUAUAUUAAUUUAAUAUGUUUGAAUUAAUGUCUUUCUCAUGUCCACUGCAAUGUAAUAAAAUAUGUAACUCAUAAAUGCAGUUUAAUGAGAUCUAUACCUAACAGAAUAGAAAGUGGUGAGGCAAGAGGAAAAUGCGAAAAAGCCAGGAAAUGUACAUGAGAAAAGAUAAAGUGGACGAGCGCAAAAUGAAGUGAAUGUAUGUUGUAGUAUUGCUAGAACCUGUGUAAAUUACAUAAAGUUCAGGCAGACUUGACCAAAAGAGGCUCCUUUCCGGGUAUAUUUUGGGUAACUUAUACUGCUUUAUUAAUCGAACUGGAAUUGUGUGUUAGAUUUGUUUCUGCUGUUAAGGUAUCUCAUAAACUAGAACUUCAGAUUAAUGUAAUCUAAAAUUCAGGUGAGAAAUUUAAAGAGUUUUCCCAGUCAUGAGAGAGGUGCCGUGGCAAUGAGACCAAACAAUAUGAACAGAGGUCAGUGAUCAUAGAGUUUAUAGGGCAGUUCCUGUGGGCUGUACUUUGUUUAAUUUACAAAUAUGGUUCAUAACAAUUUUUAUAAAGAAAGAGUGUCUGUAAUUCCCAAAAAUGUUUCUCAUGUUUUGAGAUUUUCAGGCAGGGCUGAACAAAACAAAUGCUGAUGCAGUUUUUUUUCACACGAAUAUCUAAGACUUUGCCACAAAUCUUACUGACCUCUUUUUUUGCUGGUGACAAUGUGGAGGAUAUUACAUUUGAGCACAGAUUUCAGUUUACAUUGUAACAAUGCUAAGCAGUAGUAGUAUGGUGCAAGGAGGCGGAUUUUUUUAUGUUCUGAUGAAAGGCAAAUUAACUGACAAAACAAGCUAUUAGAUCAAAAAAGUUCGAAUAUGCUACAUUAAAACGGAACUCACAGUGACAAUGUUAUCUGCACAUAGUUCAAAAUGUUGUAACAGAUUUGAUUGUACAAUUCUAGAAUGUGAUCAAAGUAUGAGUAGAUUGAUAAAAUAGUAGAAAUGUGAAUAUUAAGUGAAACAGCAAAAGUGCAUAGAUACAUCAUUGUUAUACUGGUUAAAGUUAACUAAUUUCUGAAAAUGCUUUGUAUGCUAGGAAAAAUAGCAAAUCAGUUAUUUUCUGCUUUUACUGUAAGAUCAAAAGUUGAUAUAGGAAAAAUGGUGAUUUGCUGAUGAGUUAUAUUCAGAAGCGAGCAGUUAGUAAUUCUGUGUAUAGGCACUGGAUCAAACAGUGAGAUUGCUAUUAAAGGUAACCAAGCAUUGAAAGUCGACAAUAUAGAGCAGGAUGAAGAUGAAGUACUCUUACAGGCUGUGGUGUAAAAUUAAGAAAAGUGGCAUCUGACAAUGAUAAAAUGUUGUUCACUAGAGAAACCCGAAAAAGAUUCCAAUCCCAAAUAUGAAGAUAAAACGGAAACAGCUCUCACUAAAUCCAUGUUAUUAGUAUGAAUUUUUACAGCAAUUAAUUCUCAUUUAGAGAGCUCUUGGCAUUUAGAGAGAGCAGUAGGUUGGAAUCAGUUGUUGAAAGUAGCUUAGUGGUUUGGCUACGCUCAUUGCUGAAGGUGAGAAGACUUUAAUUGUUGGCUGUAUUGAAAAAGGUUUAGAACAAUUUGAUGUGAAGAAAAGUAGUGCAGUGAAUCCACAAACUGCUUUCAUAGUGAGAGACAAGAAAUGUCUUCAAGAAUAUUUUCCUCCGUGAGAGAUAUCGCUUGCAAAAGCGACACUCAUGACAACUCAUUGAUGGUGACUGCUAGAUUCAAAGAUGAUUUAGGAACAAAUCUGAUUUGUGGUGUGAGAAAUAUGAAAGAGUUAAAGCGUAAUUCAAAAAGUUAUUGUGGAAAAGAAAGUAUGAAAAGCAGAUCAUGUGAGGAACUCCAGUGGCAAACUUAAUAAAGACUAAAAUAACAAAAGCACCAAAAACAUUGUUUGUUGUCGAAACAGGCAAGUGUGGUUCCAGCAGCCAUAAUAAGUCAAAUGAUUGCAAUUAGAACAACAGUGGCAAGAGAUGCAUCAACUGGAUCAAUUGAGACGCUAUGUAAACCUGUGACUGAAAAGAAGCAAAAUAUAAAAACAGUGAAUGAAUUUAAACAGUGCUGCUAAAAGCAUUAACUGUAGAGUCUUUGAAAAUGGUUGACUGUGUAACAAAAACAGGUGUAGGCACUCAUUGGCUGUGGAAGUCGAAACAGUGUUGUGGAAGGGGGAGGCCCUCCAGGCAGGGUUUGGAGGAAAUUUUAUUUCUUUGUGCCAUGUCUUUUAUGUGCUAUAAAGAUUGACAAUAAAUGGGGAGAAAGGGAAGUCCUGUAAAAGGAGGGGUCAGUAGAUAGUAUACACAUCCAAAGGCAACAAGUAAUCUUCAACUUUGUAAUGGGCAUGUGAGUGGUAAAAAUUAUAGAGGGAGAUCAAGAAUGGGUUAUGGCAAGCAGGUUCAGCUGACAGUAGGUCUCAGUACUUAUGCAGCGAUGAAGAGGCUUGCAUAGGAUAGACUAAAGUGGAGAACAGCAUCAGAUUAGUCCUUAGACUGAAGACCACAACAUAAAAAAUAUCUCAUCAGGUUUAACAUUUAGCUGGAAAAAAGUUAGUAAACAAAUUUAUAGUGUUCAUUUUUGUUUGUUGGGACAUACAGGUUGGUUUGAGUGCAUUUAUCUGUUAUGUUUUAUAUGAAAUUGUAGUACUUUUCUUGAAGUUAUGUAUUAACUGCAUAUUUGAAGGUUGAGACAGCCAUUUGUGGUGUUAUAUAGUGCUGCAAUAUUUGCGUUUCUGCCUUCCUUACUCUGAGCUUAUGUGGCAAUGCUUGUCUCAUGCCCUGAUGUCUUUUACAUUGGCAGUACACCUUGUUGACAUUCCUAUUAGCACACUGGCAUAGGACUAGCCUUCGGCUCUGAGGUCACCUGGUAGAGCUUAAGAAAAUGUAAACGUGGACAAUAAAAUUACUCUGCUGUGCAGCAGUAUUAAUGGAAGUGAAUUACAACUUUCAUCAUAAGGUUACCAUAAAGCAAAUACUAUCUGUAACAUGUUCCUGCCCGAAACAUAAUUUUAAAGAUUUCUUGUACUUUUAACAGCUAACCAGUCUGUCUACAUCCAGUCACAUUUCCUACUCGAGUAGUAUUACGGGACUACCACAGUGAAAAUUGUGCCAUGAAAGUAACCACAUAAGGAAAUCUAGUUAGCAAGUCAUUAAAGAUGUUCAAAAGUGUC
Messenger RNA from Schistocerca gregaria, 5075 nucleotides. RefSeq names its product probable E3 ubiquitin-protein ligase makorin-1. Gene Ontology annotation, biological process: protein polyubiquitination. NCBI's taxonomy places the organism in Eukaryota, Metazoa, Arthropoda, Insecta, Orthoptera, Acrididae. The transcript has 10 exons. The record is from RefSeq and is a predicted model, not a curated record. Bases 200 to 1579 code for a protein of 459 amino acids. Gene Ontology annotation, molecular function: metal ion binding; ubiquitin protein ligase activity.